Messenger RNA from Sinocyclocheilus grahami, 915 nucleotides. Its product is annotated as calcineurin subunit B type 1-like. The record is from RefSeq and is a predicted model, not a curated record. Gene Ontology annotation, molecular function: calcium ion binding. The coding region runs from base 77 to 577 and encodes 166 amino acids. The transcript has 5 exons. Lineage: Eukaryota; Metazoa; Chordata; Actinopteri; Cypriniformes; Cyprinidae.
UGUGAAUGAGAUUAGGCCAUUUAGCAGUCCACACAGCACAACAGCAAGCUGUAGUUGAACGGCAGUCCUCUGAGAGAUGACCAUGACUGCCAGGCAGGAGAAACUGGUUGACGCUGAUGAGAUUAAAAGACUAGGGAAGCGGUUUAAGAAACUCGACCUGGAUAACUCGGGUUCUCUCAGCGUGGAGGAGUUUAUGUCUCUACCCGAGUUGCAGCAGAAUCCGCUGGUGCAGCGAGUCAUCGAUAUAUUCGACACAGACGGAAAUGGAGAAGUGGACUUUAAAGAGUUCAUUGAAGGCGUCUCUCAGUUCAGUGUCAAGGGUGACAAGGAGCAGAAGCUCCGCUUUGCGUUCAGGAUUUAUGACAUGGAUAAAGAUGGCUACAUAUCCAACGGUGAGCUGUUCCAAGUGCUGAAGAUGAUGGUAGGGAAUAACCUAAAGGACACCCAGCUGCAGCAGAUUGUCGACAAAACCAUCAUCAACGCAGACAAGGAUGGGGAUGGAAGGAUAUCUUUCGAGGAGUUCUGCAUUGUGGUUGGUGGCUUAGACAUUCACAAAAAGAUGGUGGUGGAUGUGUGAAGAGACAGAACAGGCCCUUCACUGAACACCCUCUUUUCACUUCUCCAUUUCUGAGAAUCGGCUCCAGAUGUUCCACUAACACUCUCUCUCUCUCUCUCUCUCUGUCUGUCGUUCUCUUUCUCUCUUUCAAUGGAAGUAUUUCUCUGAAUGAUGCCUCUGUUCCCCGUUUUUACUCCCUGAGCCUUGUGACGCCUGCCAUCCUAAGUGUUAUAGAGCAUGAGAUUCCUCUGUCCACAUUCUCGGGUAUUUAAGGACAGUCAGAGAGACGACUUCUCUGUCGACUACCGAGCGACUCAGUGUGGUGAAGAAGGAAGAGAGGAGUGUAUGUGUGUGUGUGU